GCUUUGUGUUAUUGUGCAUUAUUGUGCUAUUAUUGUGCUUGUUCUUGUUCAUAUUCAAUUCUCAUUCAUAGUUACUAGAUAUAGUUAUAGUUUCUAAAACUGUGCUUGUGAUUUCUAGUUUCUAGAUAAGCAAAUUUAAUUUUGGUGCAUGCAGACUGGUUUGACUGGAAAUAAGUACCAUAAAUUCUAAAUAAUAGUACAUAGUUAUUUUAAAAGCUUGAAACGACGUGUGAUACCUAUAAGGUAAAGAACGAAUUUAAACAGCCAAAAAAACGUUUUUCAAUAUAACGAAAAUGAAUAAUCCAUUUUUACAAUAUGAUUUUUUGCAACAUAUGUUUCGAGACCAGAUGUUUCUACAAAACCGCAAUACAUACUCCACAGAUAGUACAGAUACUACAGAUACAGAUAGUACUAUUGAUUUUGAGCCGAUGGUACCACAAAAAAAGGAAUAUGAACCCAAGAUGACGGAUUUGGAACUGGUAGAAAAAACGGUGUCUAGGAUGAAAACAGACAAGGAUUUUUUAUUGAUUUUACAAAAUAUUUUAAAUGUAUGCAACGAUUCUGAAAAAUUUGAAGAAGUUAAUUUAGGCGUACUAAGAGGUUUUGCACAAUUGCUAGACGAGAUUAGCGAUGAUAAUUGCGAGAAACCAUUGAAGCUUAUAUCUACAACAUUAUCUGAACGUUUUUUAACAAAGGAACUUCUUAAAUUUACUUAUACCACAAAUAAAGUUACGAAACUAGCAUGCUUGGCUACAGGAGGUUUCGGACGAAUAUUUAUAGGAACACUUGAAAAAACCGAUGGAUCUAAAAAUAAGGUUAUCAUAAAAAAAUCAUUACCGGGAAAGGAGAAAUUUUUAAAAUCUGAGGCAACAAUUUUAAGUCAGUUAGAUCACAAAAACAUCAUCAAAAUGGUGUCGUUUGUUCCAGAUUCGAUGGAACUUGUUAUGGAAUUUAUGGAAAAAGGAAGAUUAGAUCAAUUUUUGGAAGGUGAAAAAGUACCCAAAAAAAGAUUUUAUAAUAUAAUAUUAGACAUUAUAACUGGUAUGGAGUAUUUGGAACAAAAUAAAAUUAUCCACAGGGAUUUAGCCUCAAGAAAUAUUUUUGUGGGUUUAAAUAUGGAGUGCAAAAUUGGAGAUUUUGGUUUGGCUGUCAAAGUUACUAGGCCAGAUGGAAUCUACAAAGAACAGGAUGGAGGUAUAUUAGGAUAUCAUACACCACCAAGUGUAAUAAUAAGUCAAGAAUAUUCCAUAAAAUCUGAUAUUUGGGCUUUCGGAUUGCUUGUAUGGGAAAUGCACUUUAUCAAAUAUGGUGGUUUUUUGUUUAUGCUAAAACCUAUAUUGGACCGAUUUAGAUUUUCUGGAGAAUUACCAUAUGAUACAGUUGCGCCAAGAAUAAGAAACUAUGUAUUACGCAUGAUGCAUGAGGAUUCAUCAAGAAGACCGCCAUGGGCAGAAAUAAAGAAAUUUUUUUCAUCCUCUGUCUAAAAAAUGAUUUGAAUAAAAAUGAACGUGUAAAAUUUUUUAGAAUAAGUUCAAAUAUUACAUUUAAAAUAAUUCAUACAACUUUCCAGUAUUACUUCUUUAUUUCUAAUCUUGUAUUAUAAUUAUGAAGCAAAAUAAAAUGUUUUAUGAUUA
Diabrotica virgifera virgifera (western corn rootworm) is the source of this 1634-nucleotide messenger RNA. Its product is annotated as ephrin type-A receptor 2. The transcript is spliced from 8 exons. The record is from RefSeq and is a predicted model, not a curated record. Gene Ontology annotation, biological process: protein phosphorylation. Gene Ontology annotation, molecular function: protein tyrosine kinase activity; ATP binding. The coding region runs from base 294 to 1484 and encodes 396 amino acids. NCBI's taxonomy places the organism in Eukaryota, Metazoa, Arthropoda, Insecta, Coleoptera, Chrysomelidae.